CGGUGCUAACCUUUUCUUCUUCUUCCCGAUUUCCUUGAUUUCUUCGUAUCCACACUUUCUACCCAACGUUCAGCUCUUCGUUCCAUUCGACCCCUUGGACAAGCUGCAUGGCGGCUCCGCGCCCAGCACCCACAAAUAUUCGCCUGAGCAAAAGUCUGGGUAGUGCUGAACUCCAAUCAGAGCCCAGCCGUUCCGACAUGUCUUCCAUGCAAGAACUCAUCAACGAGCUUUUAGCAGCCUUCCAAUCUCAGCAGCAUCCAUGGAAAUCUAACCUCGGAGCCAUCGAGUCAAUCACUGCCGAAAUGCAGCGCCUCAAGCAAGCCAAGCCAGCGUUGAGGAAUGGUAUUCACUUCUAUGUGUCUGAUUACCAAUCGGAAAAGGGCGAAGAAAGAUACCACGACAGAAUCCGGAUGCUGCAACGACAAAAGGACAUGAAAGAUCUCGAGAAAGCUAUCGAGGAUACUCUGAAAAGCUUCAAACUCUAUGGAGCUAUUCAAAUAGCAAAUAGAGUCUUGCGCGGAAGAAAGAGAACAAUCGCUGAGAUCACCGAGGACAAUGACAAAUUGGAUUGGCAAUGGGAAACACUGGAUAUGGCUAGGAAACAGGUGAAGGCCGGGAUUGACGACUAUGAGCGAGGCUUGACUGAUGAUGAUACUUCCGUGGACGGUGCUGCUGUGAUUGAUGCUGAGGAUGGCGAAGCGAUGCAGCAGAACUAGGAUCAUCAACAACACGACAGGACACAAUUUCGAAGGUGGCAUGUGUCAACGGAAUAAGCCAUGACCACGAGAAAACACCACGAAGACAGGCACCGAGAGCUGACAGGUUGGAGAAUGUACUCGCAAUCAAACCAAACAACCCACUGUCUAUGUAUCGCUCUGUGGA
Messenger RNA from Exophiala viscosa, 882 nucleotides. RefSeq lists its product as uncharacterized. Lineage: Eukaryota; Fungi; Ascomycota; Eurotiomycetes; Chaetothyriales; Herpotrichiellaceae. The record is from RefSeq and is a predicted model, not a curated record. Bases 108 to 716 code for a protein of 202 amino acids. The transcript has a single exon.